AUGGUCAUCAAGGCCAAAACAAAUUCUGCAGGUCUUUCUGUUAUACAGUGUCCUGGUAAAGUCCUGGUAAAGCCAGCUCCAGUUUUCCUGGUGGGCUCAAACAUUUCAAUCACCUGUGUAUCUAUAGAACAGAACUGUGACAUCAAUGAAUUUGAAUUAUAUCGAAAUGAAAAACCAAUACAAAUGGAGCGCUUUAAUAAAACUGCUGCGCAUCAUUGGAUGAUCAAUGUCACAACCCAAGACUCUACAAUAUACUGCUACAUUGAGUGUGUAGAUGGGGCGAAAGAGUUGGUGUGUGUAGCAAGUCUUCAACCUGGUUAUCCACCAGAUCAGCCAAAAGAUCUGACCUGCAUAUGGAGACAUAGUAAAAUGAUGUGUACGUGGAUAGCAGGGAAACAGACAUUUCUGGAAACGUAUUACGCCCUCCAUAUUCAAAGUGAAGGAACAGGGAAAGAACAGAUAUUUCCAACAAACCUCAGAUCAAGCAGUGUCACAGUCCCUGGAGAUCAUCUUCAGAAAGCUGUUAUAUACAGGGUCUGGAUACAAGCUGAGAAUGCAUUAGGAAAUGCAACAUCCAAGCAUCUAACUUUUUCACUCAAUGAUAUAGUUAAGCCUGAUGCUCCAAUGAUCACUAAAGUUGAAUUUCUAAAUAAUUCAGUUCCCAAGAUCAUUAUUCACUGGAGAAUUUCAACAAAUGCAGAAUGUCAGUUUGAAAUAAGAUACAGAAUAAUAUCCAAUCCUAAUAUGAGAUGGACUCUGGUUGCUAAGAACACUUUUAUUAUCAGUGGAAAUUCAGGUUAUUUUUACAAUUGGGAGCCUUUCAAGGAAUAUGAGUUUCAGAUCCGCUGCAACCUCAUAAAAAGCAACAACUACUGGAGUGACUGGAGCAAAUCUUUCAUAAACAAAACACCUGAGGCUGAGCCUGGUGGAGUCUUGGAUGUAUGGAGUUCAUGUGAGCCAAUAAAACCAAACAAACGUAAAAGAAUAAUCAUCUAUUGGAAGCCUCUUCACCCUCAGGAAACUAGGGGCAUUAUUCUUGGUUAUCGCAUAUUUUAUCAACAAAAUGGACCUGAAAUGACCAUCCGAGUGUGUAAUGUAUCAGAGACUCAGUACAGCUGGCAAACUCCUUGGACACCAGACAACAUCUUUGUUACAGCGUUUAACUCCAAGGGAGAUUCUACACCUGCAAUGCUCCACAUAGGAGAGUCAAAUAUGAUGGCUCCUAGAAACCUUAGGGUGAUACCAGCUGGAGACUCUGGAAUUUAUGUCAAAUGGGAACCACCACAUGAAGUCAGUGAGCCUGUGCUGGGCUAUGUAGUUGACUGGAGGGAAGCAGCUGACAACAACAAGCAGCUACUUAAUUGGAAAAGGCUUCCAAAGGACAAUCACUCCUUGUUUCUAGGACAAUCUUCUUCACUGCAGGAAUAUCUAGCAGAAGGAAGAAGCAUUAAACCAAGAAAACGUUACAAUAUUUCUGUCACUGCAAUGUACCAGAAGGGAAGAGGGCUGUCUUGUUCAGCUCAAGGAUAUUCUAUAGAAGGAAAACCCACAACAGGACCAAAUGUUUCAGUGUUGAAAAUUGCUGGACAGCAAGUACUUUUAAAAUGGGGAGAAAUUCCACUUGAAGAACAACAUGGAUUUAUCACCAACUACACCAUAUAUCUGAAGAGAGGUACUGAUGGGUCAUAUCUUGUUCCAUAUAAUGUCAUAAAUCCAACUGUGAGGACUUAUUGGCUGACACUUGGUUUUGAUGAUGUUUACAUCGUGUAUAUGACUGCCACAACAGCUGCAGGAGAAGGGGCCAAGGGAGCAGACUUGACCAUCAGGCAAGACCAUUACAGCAUUGCUCUUCCACUGCAGCUAAGUGUGGCAAUAACCGUUCCAUCGGCUUUUCUUUUAACUCUGGCAUUUGCAAAAUCAGUCAGACAAAGAAUUAAAUCAAUGUGCAAGAUAUUUUUACCUGGCUGGGCUCAGGAAAAAUUCCCCAAUGUGGAAAACAGCAAUGUGGUGAAAGGGCUACAGAGAAAAGAUGAAGUUCCCUUUCUACAUACUGCAGCACUGUUGGUAUAUAAUGAUCCACCAAUAACAGAAGUAGAAGAAACUUUGCUCCCAAGAACCAACAAAAGCUUCAUCCAAACUGUGCAUAGAAACUCUAAACAACAAAUAGAAAAAGCAACUUUUGAGAACCCAAUUGCAGAUAUUUCAGAAGCUCAUAAUUCUGGUCUGUCUCAACCAAAUGAAGACACAGAAAUUAUGGGCUACAAGCCUCAAGCAUCCAGCAGAUGCCAAUUGGUAGUUUUAUCACCUAAUGAUGAUGAAUCAAUUCCAAACACUGGAAAUAAUCUAGUUAAAGUAUACAAAGAGCUCAGCACUCCAGGUUUUGACAGGUUUCCAGAUAUUUCCACUAUCGAUGGAAUUCUAGAUUUAAACACAGAUUUGGCAUCCAACCAUAAUGGAAAACAAGAUGAUCAAAAUUACAUCCUUAAGAAGGAAGAGGAUCAGUUCCCAGUCAAUGAGCAUCACAGAACAUAUAUAACAGAGGGACUACUUCAAGAGCAAACUCUACUACCAGAUGAAUUUGUUGAUUGUUUACUGCACCUAGAAGAUGAUUCCACACAUAUCAAAUCUUAUUUCCCUCAGAUCGUGGCCAGUCAGUGACAUUACUUUAGCUGACACAAAAUUUGUUUCUUGUUGUUCAAGUCUUCAGAAGUUGUAUUUUCCAUAAGUUUGUGUGAUUCACUCAGGCUGUGCUCACAGAAGUAGAGAACUUGAAUAUAAAACAUCAAAAAGAGUAUAAGUUGCAAACUGGAAUUCAUAUUUUCCUUACAGAAUCAAUAUGUGGAAUGGGCUGCUAACAAAAUCAAUUAAUGUGUUGUUAAUCCUAAAAAGAGUAAAUGUCUGGUACAGACCAGGAUUUAAGGAUUUAAGGAAAGAAAUAGGUGGUCAAGAUCCCCAGAAAAGUGAUACUUUGCUUCUGAGCCCAUGACUGAGUUAACUGCGAAUGCCACCAGUUAAAUAUUGUUGGUUGUAUAGUUGGAUUAGGAUCCCUGAAUUUAGACAUUAACAUAACUGGUCUCAAAACAGGGUAAAGUAUGUAUUUAAAUCCAAUCACGCCUCUGAAUCUAACAUUGCAAUGCCAAAGUCAAGAUUGUUAAUUUGAAGAUUAUCAGCCAAUUAUAUUAUUUAAUGCUACAGUUGGUAGAGUCCAGAAAGCCAUUUGGUAUGAGAUAGAACUCAAGCUAAACUUCACUUAGCUUUAUAUUUAUUUAGAGUUUCAUAUGACAAGCAUAAACGU
This is a messenger RNA of Rhincodon typus (whale shark), 3295 nucleotides long. RefSeq names its product interleukin-23 receptor-like. The transcript is spliced from 15 exons. Gene Ontology annotation, cellular component: membrane; external side of plasma membrane; signaling receptor complex. Gene Ontology annotation, molecular function: cytokine receptor activity; cytokine binding. The record is from RefSeq and is a predicted model, not a curated record. Bases 1 to 2658 code for a protein of 885 amino acids. Gene Ontology annotation, biological process: cytokine-mediated signaling pathway. Lineage: Eukaryota; Metazoa; Chordata; Chondrichthyes; Orectolobiformes; Rhincodontidae.